ACAUCCGCUACGGCUAUAAAAGGUCAAGCCUCUAGCCAUUUGAGGAUGUCAUAGAUUGAAUAUGUUCCCCCAGAUUUAUAUGUUGAAAUCGCAAUGCCCAGUAACUUCAAAAUGUGACUGUAUUUGGAGAUGGGGCUUUAAAGGGAUCACUGUGGAUAAAUGAGGUCGUAUGUGUGGGCCCCCAUCCUAUGGCUGGUGUCCUCAUGAGGAGAGAGACAUACCAGGGGCUCACACAGGGCUUGCCAUCUGCAAGCCUAGGAGAGAAGCCACAGGAGAAACCAACCCUGCAGACACCUUGAGCUCAGAAUUUGGCCUCUGGGGCCAUGGGAAGACAGAUUUCUGUGGUGCUUUGCCAUGGUGGCAGGAGCAAACCAAUGCAGUGAAUUGGGGAGGGGGGCCUACAAAAAGCUCCCCCUGGGCCAACGUCCCUCACCUGAGAUGCCCUGAAACACCAGAUCCUGCUGCAGCCACGCAGCCACCCAACAGGGAAUCACAUUUAUUCUAUUCUGGAUUAAGUGCCAGGUACAGAAAGCUGCUGGGAUUCCAGACCAAGGACAGUGGCUGGUCUGGCCCACAGGGAGGCCUAGAGAUGACAGAAUGGAGCCAUCCCAUCUCAGAAUCCCACCACCUGAUGUGGAGCAGCCCACCCAGAGAGGACCAGGGCAGGAGACCCAGUGACCAAGCAGGGACCUUACCCUAGCACAGUGAAACAGAGCCCAGAGUUCCUACAGAUAACUCUUGGUUGAUGGCUAGGGGCUGGUGAACUUUUUGUGAAGGCCCAGAUGGGAAAUAUUUUACCCUCUGUGGGUCAUAGGAGCUCUCUCACACUCCUUUCAUUUGAUUUUACGACUCUUCCAAAGGUAAAACCCAUUCUUGCUUUGCCAGCUCUGCAAGAGCAUGUCUGGCUCUGUGGGUUGUGGUUUCUCAGCCCCUGGUCUGAUCUGCUCCCCGGUACUGGCAAAUUCAAGACAGUGACGGCAGAGCAUGACCCCAAUGUGCACCCUGUGUGGGGGCUCAGUUUGAACACCCACGAAGCAGGCCCUGCUGUCAUUACCUUUACUGGAGUCUCAGGAAGGUGCCACCAGCCUCACAGGCAUCUCUUGAGGUCCCGGAGUCUCAAGUUUCAGCAUUAUGGCUGAAACUUGGGACACUAGGCUGGUCACUGGAGGCUCCGUUGUUGGUGGCUCGGUUGUUGGUUACCUGGGAGGAGGGCCUGCUCCCUGAGCUGGGUCAGCGCGGGCGCCCCCUCCCGACCACGUGGGGUUUCUGGUGGCAGGUGAGAUUCCCUAUGCGCCUGAAGGCCUUCCCCUUGGGCAGCUUUCGCAGGGCUCUCCCAGGUGUGGAAUCCCUGGUGCCCGGUCAGCGUGGGCCGGUGGCCGAAGGCCUUGCCCCACUGCGCGCACUGACAGGGCUUCUUGCCGAUGUGGACCCUGCCGUGCUGACCGGGGUGGACUUGCCCACACGCCGCACUGGAAGGGCCUCUUGCCGCUGUGGAUGGCCGUCGCUGGAACAGGAAUGACACCUUCCGGGAGCUGCGCCCGCACUGGCCCAGCGGUGCGGCUUCUCGCCGGCGUGGACCUGUAGGUGGUAGAGAGGGGCGCCUUCUGGCUGAAGACCUUGCCGCACUCCUGGCCCGGGAAGGGCCGCUCACCGAUGUGUGCGCUGCUGGACGGCCAGCCCCCAGGUGCUGAAUCCCGUGCCCCAGGAACCCAGCGGGAGCAGGAGGAGAAGGAGAGACUCGCCUUGGAAACUCUACAUCCCAGAAAGAUGCAGAGCCUCAGGCCGGAGCAGAUCCGAGGGCUGCUUGAGCCAGAGAGGGCCAAGACGCUGAUGCCCCGGGAGACCAGGGCCUGGGAGAAGCGUGCUGCCCUCACCAAGGACUGGGCAGCUGUGGAGGUUGGGGCCCCUGGCGGUGACGGUGACCUGAAAGGCCUGUCUUCUUCAGAACCCGGGCUGGCACAAGAGUGGAACGCGGUGGAGGGAGAUGAGUCCGAGGACUCGCAGGACUUGCAGUGGCCUCUCCUGGGUUUGCCAAAGAAAUCAGGGCAGGAAGAAGCCUGGGAUGCUCUCUCCACAUCCUUCCCACCAGCCCAUUGCAUCCAACAAGCAAGAACAUUCCCUUAAAAGAAACACAAGCCUCAGCUGUUACAUUCAUUAGGAUUUACUGGUUGCAAAUAACAGAAGUUCAAUUCAAAGGAGCUCAAACUUGUUAUUGAUUAAUUAUUGAUUCAUGUUACACCACCAAAGUUCAGGAGGAAACUGGCUUAAUUUAUAGCUGGUUCCUGGGGCCUAAAAAUAUCACUAAAACCUUUCCUCCUCAUUGACCUCAGGGCUAUGGUCUCUUUCAGGAAUGACCUCCUUCUUUUUCUCCACAUGUCUGGGAGGAUGGCUACCACCACCACCCUGAUCUUCACGUCCAAGUGGCAAAGUGGGGGACACGGGACAGACUCUCAUCACACCCAGUCCCACCUCCCACCCCUUCUGUGCCACAAGAACUGGAACCUUGAAUUAAGGCAUGGAGAGAAUAGUAUCUGAAGGCAGGAACAAGGCAGGCAGAGAAUGGACAGGAAGGACAGGGCAAGGGUGGAAAUGAGGAGCUGCCAUGGGGGCCAUCCUAGAUGUCCAGCCUAGAUGUGGGGGCUGUAGGCUGAUUAGUUCGGCUUGUGCCGCAAGUCUUCAUCAAAUUUGUGGGAAAUAAUCAUGAAAAUAAUGUAAAUCAUAUAAGCAGUGGUCAUUCAUUUGGAUUCUAUCACAUGCCAGAACCUCAUUUCAUUGACGAUAGAAGUAUCCACCCACAACCAUGGUGUUCCAUUCUCCACAGCUAGAUAGAUCCCAUAAAACCAUAAUUAAGACCAUUCCUAACCCACUCAGUUCAGCAGGUAAAAGCCAAAUUCCUCAUCCCUGAGGGAUGAGCCCAUCCCUCAGGGGCCCAUCCCUCAGCCCAUCCCUGAGGGAACUGGCCUGCUCUUGCACCCCUCCCUCCAUCCCAUCCACACUGGCUUUCAGAUGUUUGAACAAGCCCAUCAUGUGCCUGCCUCUGGACCUUUGCACUGACUCUGGAAUGGACUUCUUCCUGGAAUGCUCUUCCCCCAGAAGCUGAGGUGGCCCCCUCACCUCCUGCAGUGCUCUGCUCCAACGUCUCCUCAGACAAGCCUCCACCACCGUCCGCAAAUAGCACCUCCCUCCACUGGCCACUCUCUGCAUAGCCUGUAUAACCAACGGACAGUUAUGUGUUCAUGAGGUUCUGGUCUGUCCUCCUCUGCUGGGUCUUCCUGGGGGAACUGAUUCCUGGGAAGGUUGAAUUGGGGGAGGUGGCUGCAGAGUUCAGCUUGUGUUUCCUGGGAACUCUCCAUGCCAGCUGGUGGGACCCCACACUUCCGAGCCACUCCCCCAUGCUCUUGAAGCUUCUCUGUUCCUUCCUGGAACAGGACAUGUUGGACUCAGGGAAGCAUCUGUAUAAAGUAUCUGGGGAACACAAUGUGUGGGGGGAAGGGGGGGGAACGUCACUUAAGUUGGCAAAUAUGGCCCCGCCCAUUCUCAGAGCCUGGGACCUCCAUCCUUUCUGCCCUAGAGGGCAAGUUUCCCCUGGUCUCUGUGGUGACUGAACUCAGGCCUAUGUCUGCAAACGAGAGUCCCAUUGCACUCAUUCAUCCAGUCACCCAGCACUCCUUGAAGACCUACUGUGUGCAGAGCACCUCAGCCGGGUGAAGGUCAGAAAGAGAGGAGUCAGACUGUGUGGCCCAUGACCCUGAAUGGCUGUAGGGUUGGAGCUGGGCAUGUUCAACUAUUCAUUCACUCUAUUUCCUGAGGACCUACUGUGUGUUGACACUUGAGUUGGGAGAUAUCUGGGGCAUAGGGAUGAACUGGCUGUGUCAUCCCUGACUCUGAAUGACUCCAGGGUUGAUGCUGGUAUGUACAAUUAUUCAGUCACCUGGAGCUUCUUAAGGACCUAUUAUGUGCUGAGAAUUGGGCCAGACAGUUUGGAUUACAGAAGGGAAUGAAGAUGUCUGCUCUAUGAUUCAGGGCUGGUGCUAAGGAUAUUCUCUUAUUCAUUAAUUUACCUGGCCUAUUAAUGUAUAUCUCCUAAGGACCUACUGUGUGCUGGUGCUUGGGCUGGAUGAUAUCUGGGUACAGGGAGGAAGCAACUGUGUGGCCUCUGGCCUUGAAUGACUCCAGGGCCAAUGCUGGGAUGUUAAAACUAGUCACCCAGUACUUCAUAAGGAUCUACUCUGUGCUGAGGCCUAGGUGCUGUCUGGAGUACAGAGAAGACUCAAGAUACCAUGAGUCUUGACUCUAAGACAGGUCGGGGAUUUUUCACUCAUUUGUCUAUUCAUGUGAGAUUUUCUGAGGACCUACUGCGUGCCAAGACCUGUGUAGGUAAUGCCAGGGCAAAAGUAACAGCACACAUCCUGCCCUCCUUGGCCCUUUGCCAGCUUCCUUGGUAGGACUAAGAGCCAAGGAAGCUGAUGGGGCAGGAAGACAGGUGUCUUUGUGUUUAUGUGUCUGUGUCACUGUCUUAGCUUCUCUCCUCCUUGUACACAUUAAAGAUCAUUUAUGUUUA
Molecule: messenger RNA, 4561 nt
Organism: Mustela lutreola (European mink)
Lineage: Eukaryota; Metazoa; Chordata; Mammalia; Carnivora; Mustelidae
Gene: SMIM17
Product: small integral membrane protein 17
Exons: 4
Coding region: 1654-2124 (156 amino acids)
Source: RefSeq, a predicted model, not a curated record